Messenger RNA from Brienomyrus brachyistius, 3118 nucleotides. RefSeq names its product anti-apoptotic protein NR13-like. The transcript is spliced from 4 exons. Bases 2341 to 3033 code for a protein of 230 amino acids. Gene Ontology annotation, cellular component: mitochondrial outer membrane. The record is from RefSeq and is a predicted model, not a curated record. Gene Ontology annotation, biological process: regulation of apoptotic process; extrinsic apoptotic signaling pathway in absence of ligand; intrinsic apoptotic signaling pathway in response to DNA damage. NCBI's taxonomy places the organism in Eukaryota, Metazoa, Chordata, Actinopteri, Osteoglossiformes, Mormyridae. Gene Ontology annotation, molecular function: protein homodimerization activity; protein heterodimerization activity.
AAGUGUGACGUACUGCUGCUGUCAGCCUGCUACAGGUUGCCAAAUUUAAAUAUUGUGUCAGACUAAGCUAACAGUUUAUCUACAUACAAAUAGCUUCUAUUUCAACUUGUAUAGCUUUACUGUAGCCUUGCUGCUGUGGAAGACAAACGGCGGUGGAUGGGAAAACAUUGCUUUUCUUUCAGCUUGUUGAACAGCUGGUUUGAUUAAGGACUCUCGUCAGCUCUUUACCAGUAAAGGUUUAGUAGUGAUUACAAGCACUGCUACUGUUUUCCGUCACUCCACCUGAGUUCACCAUCUCUGUAACGGAACCGUCUCUUUGCUGUUAGUGUAUAGACAGGCUCCAGCUCCAUGUUAAUUAAACUACGACAGCAUCAUUUUCACUGCUGUUGUGUUAUCGGUGUUUUUGUUGAGGAAAAAUAGGGGUUGCUUGGGCUGAAUCUUGUUGUACUUUUUAAAUUCACACAUAUGCCCAUAAAUACGUUUCUGUCGCAGGUCUAUUUUAGCCGCAGAUGUGAGUGAAGCGCUCGCGCUCACCUUGUACUGGUUCCGCUCUGUGGACUGGAUGCAUAGACUGGGUGUUUUCUAUUAAGAUGCUGAAUCGUUGAGGUUGUGCUGUUGUGGUAAUCUAGUUUAGUUUUACAAUGGACACACUGUACGGUAUUUUCGCUUUUCUUUUGUUCCCAAACUUUAGACACUUUUCGUCUUUUUCUCUGACUAUUUUCCUUGUUUUCCUCCAUUGCGCCAUAAAAUCAAACCUGCUACACGUAAGGCAGCGACAGUAAUAGUCCGAGUGAAACGCAGUGAUCACUAAGCAGUACAUAGUUGUGCGGAUUAUACGAAGCAUAGAAGCAAAGAAUUUGCAUCGAGGAUUUUUUUGUAAUCCAGUUAUCCGAGUUGCUCGAUGAAUCGUUGCAGCACUACGUGGAUAUGACAAAAAAAAUCAUCACGAUAAUUUUUCCUGCAUUGAUCGACAUCGAUAAUUAUCAAUAGUAUUCAAAAUAAUAAAAAUAACCCUAUUCUGACAUACAUUUAAAUAAACAAUGUCAGGUGACGAAUAUUUAUUUUCAAACAAAUUUUACUAUUUACGUACAAAAUUCCCUUAAAAUUACAAAAGGUUAUUUAUUGAUUUUCAAAUAUUCAAAGUAAUACAUAGCUGGAAUGAACAAAACCGUAUAAUAAUGUAGCAAUGUGUAAAACAGUAUAAUACAAAUAUGUUAAAGGGCAAACUUAAAAUAAAGCAGGAAAGAACUGACUGCAACAAGUAUCUGUCUCUAUUUUUGGUCUCUUAAAAACUUUUUUAAAUUCUGAGGUAGAAAACUAUCUAAACUAAACAAAAAACAUGUAUUCAAAAAAUGCCAAAUAAGAUUAACGUAGUAUUGUUUAGGCGGGAGCGAGAGAGGCUGGAGCCACACCCUUUUCCCUUGUGAGGAUCGAUAACUCAUCUGUAUUCGGCAAGUGGGAUGUUUAUUUUUUACGCCUAAAAAGUUCUAUAAUUAGACGGGACAUUUGGCAAGUCAAAUUUUGUUUCAUAUUUGGAUUUUAGAGAUAGAAUAUUUUCACGUUUUUAAACGAUUUUGACCAAUGUUUGUUAGCGCUUGGACUCGUUAGUUGACUGCAUGAUAAGCUGCUAGGUUUGCGUUUUUAACAGACAUGAGAAUCUAAGGUACAAUGUUAAGAGACAGACUAUAAUUCAAUAAAAAAUACUUCUCACAUUACUUAUUCGGGGUUGCAAACUCUCAUGUAUCUGGCGACACUCACGCUCAUGCAAGAAAUCUUACAGAUUUCAAUACAAAUUUCGUUCCGUUGUGAACCUAGAAUUAACUACAUCAAAACUUGGGGAUAGUUUGCAAACUUUACAGAAACUGUUACCUGUAUACAUGUAAAUGCGUGUGCAGACUUAACUAGAAUUUAAAAUCUCAUGCCAGCCAACUGACCAAAGUAGGCUACCCUACUUGUUUGUGGUAUUUAGCUUGCUCCUUAGCAAUUUUCUCGUUGACAUAUCGGAAAACAGGUGUUUCAGAGCAAUUUUAGGUAAACAAGAAUUGCCACUGAACGAGUUGGUGAAUGAAUCAUAACGAAUCUUUUAGAUGACAUGUCCUAAAAUAUUCGCCCAUUACUAAUACCCACAAAGUGUCUCGACCGUGCGCGAAAUGCACCAACAUGUCAGAUAACGAUCUUUGCUUUCAGUGGGCAGCAUGGUGUGACGUAAAUUGCCAGUUUUUUUUUUUUUUUGAAGUUCUUUAGAACGUUCCGAAUUUACGUCACAAUCUCCCUAGUAACGGAGACGCUUAUAUAUGCUACAGGAUAGGAAACAAUACUCAUUUCGUUUCGGAUAGGAAGAUGGGAAUCAUGAAAUUUGCGUGUGCAACUGGAGUGGUAGCUGCUGCCGCUGGUGCAGCGUACCUCUACCGGCGGUUUAGGAAAACGCCAGUGCAGGAGGAAGUGAAUAUGGCCACCUCAUUGCGUGACGAAACUCUAAUCGUGGCUAAUGACUACAUGCAAUUUUGCAUGGGAAUCAGGAGGACACCUCCCAGCGAGUCAGCAAAAGCCAUGCGUUACCUGGCAAAGGAGGUGGAAUAUAUGUAUGGGAUCGAACUGCGCCAUCUCAUGCAGUCAUUCUUAAUCACAUGUCACUUGAACACCUGGACCAAACUAAGGAGUGUGAUGCUGGACAUGACUGAUAAUGAAGACAUGAGUUGGGGUCAGGUUGUGAUUCUCUUCGCCUUCACGGGAAUACUGGCAGUACAAAUGUCUGCCAUAGAUGAAGAUGUCUCCUGCUGCAGACGGCUAGCAGAAAUGAUAACCGAUGUUCUCUGUAAUGAAAAAGAAGAAUGGAUGAUCCAAAAUGGAGGCUGGAGGGGGUUCGUGGACUAUACUCGGAUAUUCAGUCCGAGAUAUCCAGAGUCACCUGCUCUCCUCACAGCUGCAAAGUUGGCAGUCGCCUUUCUUCUUAUCUGUUACCUGCUGAAAAGAACCUUUCCAGGCUCAGUCCCAUCUUCAUGCAUUAUAAUCAAGCAACUGCCAGGAACAUGAGUCUGCUAGACGGGACAUUCUACUAGAAAUGUGCAUUGUCUGUCCUGGAUUGUUACAGUGAAUAAAACUUAUAUUAUCCAAAAAA